Messenger RNA from Ruditapes philippinarum (Manila clam), 4346 nucleotides. RefSeq lists its product as uncharacterized. The transcript is spliced from 10 exons. The record is from RefSeq and is a predicted model, not a curated record. Bases 127 to 3867 code for a protein of 1246 amino acids. Lineage: Eukaryota; Metazoa; Mollusca; Bivalvia; Venerida; Veneridae. Gene Ontology annotation, molecular function: ATP binding; RNA helicase activity; nucleic acid binding.
GUUCGUAACAUAAACGUAUAGCAGACGAUUUAAAUAUGGCCGCUGAAUUUAAUUUCACGUGCCAAGAAACAGAAAAAAAUGAUUUUCUUCUGAUUUUUCAAUGAAGAGGUCUAUUAUCUCAUAAAAAUGUCUAAAGUUGCACACAGCAUAAAAGAUAAAGCAAGGACUGAUGAUGUUCAAAUAACUGAAAGUGUUGAUUUUGGCAGUUUAUUGCUGUCCGAUAACGUUUUGAAUGGUUUGAAAAAUUCUGGCUUUGUAAGACCGUCACCCAUACAGUUAAAAGCCAUUCCUCUCGGCAGAUGUGGGCUAGAUUUGAUAGUUCAAGCAAAGUCUGGAACUGGGAAAACUUGUGUCUUCUCUGUGAUAGCUUUAGAAAGUAUAGUAACAGAUACUGCUUCUACACAGGUGUUGGUGCUGGCACCCACGAGGGAGAUAGCUGUUCAAAUAUGGGAGGUGAUCAACAGUAUUGGAAGUGCUACAAAACAACUAGAGUGCCAUACUUUUAUUGGAGGUUUACCACUUCACGAGGAUAGAAUCAAACUGAAAAAAUGUCACAUUGCUGUUGGUACUCCAGGUCGUAUAAAGCAACUGAUAGAGGGUGGGGUAUUGCGGACAGAUAGCUUAAGGCUUUUUAUACUUGAUGAAGCUGACAAACUGUUGGAAGAAAGUUUCCAGGAACAAAUCAAUUGGAUUUAUUCGACACUACCGGAGAACAAGCAAAUGUUGGCCCUAUCAGCAACAUAUCCGGAGUACCUGGCCGAUCAUCUAACAGCCUACAUGAGAAACCCGACAUUCCUACGUCUUAACAUAUCAGAUCCUGCUCUAUUAGGUAUUCGACAGUAUUACAAGACAGUUGCCUAUCACCCUUUGUCACAUGUUGUGUUUGAAGAGAAAAGUAAAGAAUUAAUCAACAUCUUAUCUUCUGUCAGCUUUCAACAAUGUCUUGUCUUCUCUAAUCUUCAAACCAGAGCACAGACGUUAGCAGACUCUCUCACAAAACAAGGCUGGCCUACUGCAUGUAUAGCUGGAUGUUUAGAUCAGAAAGACAGGAAUCAUGCUAUGGCCAAACUUAAAACUUAUAAAUGUAGGAUUCUUAUAUCAACAGACUUGACAUCUAGAGGUAUUGAUGCUGACAAAGUUAACAUGGUUAUUAAUCUAGAUGUACCCAAGGAUCAUGAAACUUAUCUACAUAGAAUUGGACGUGCUGGAAGAUUUGGAUCAUUUGGUAUUGCUGUUACAUUAGUUAGUGAUGGACAGGAAAAGAUGAACUUAGAUACAAUAGAAAAACAGUGCAACACACAAAUAUACCCACUACCAGACCCGUUACCAAGUGAUUUAGCAAAGCCAGGCAGCCCUAUAUUUCUAGACGAUGUUGUGUCUUCAGAGGUUAUCAACACUGAUAAAUCAUCCAGUAAUCAAAGUAGUCCAAUAAAACUGAAACUGACUUGUCCAGCGAAAUCUUCAAAUCUUGACACAGAUUCUGAUAAAGACAACAAGAAUGAACAAAGAGAAGUAAAGUCAACUUGUAAUGAUAGUUCUAGUGAAGGUGAUAAAAGCAAAGACAAUUUAGAACUUGAGAAACAUGUUUUACCUAAGUUAGAAGCAAAGGAACAUUUAUUGGGUGGUUUAAAACGUGAAAAUGCAGAUACUACUGUAACAAAGUCUGAUGAGAAUAAAGAUCAGGACAAUGUAAAUAGAUUAGGUAAAGAUCAGAACAAAGUUGAUAGAUUACAUAGAGAUCAGAACAAUGUUGAUAGGUUAGAUAGAGAUCAGGAGAGUGAUGGAAGGACACCAGUAAGCUAUGAGGAUUUAGAAUACAUGGAGAUAACUGAGACACUACAGAUAAAUAUGAAAGCUGAAUUUGAAAGUUAUUCUGGGAAUAAAAAAUCUGAUGAAGAUGAAGAAAAAAUCAAAGAAAAUAAACCAUUUUUGAACAGUAAAAGAAAUAAAAGUGAUCUUACUUUAACUUCUGGAAAUUGUACAAAUAAACAAUCUGAUAAAGAUGAAGGUAAAAUUAACGAAAAGAAGCCAUUUUUGAACAGUAAAAGUGAUGUUAGUUUGACAACUGGAAAUUGUACAAAUAAAAAAUCUGCUAAAGAUGAAGUUAAAAUCAAAGGGAGGAAGCCAUUUUUGAAAAGUAGAAGAAACAAAAAGGAUGCUAGUUUGACAACGGAAAGUUUGAAAAAUGAUGAAGUAGAGACUGUAAAUGAAACUGAAAGUUUAUCAAGUCAUUCCAAAUUGACCCUAAAGACCAAUGUUAGUAAUGCUGUAACAGCAACAGAAAUUAAAUCACUGCCAAGUAAUGAAAUCAGCAAUUUUCAUUCUCUAAAUGGUAGUAAACUAUCUGCAUCAUCAUUUGAAAAGGUUAAUAUAUCCAAUGUAUUUAAGAACAACACUGGUUUUAAACCGUUAAGUAAAACUCAUUCAUAUAAAGCUGCUAGAGAAUCAUUGAAAAUGUUCAGAGAGAAAUAUGAUACUGACACGGAAACUGCAGAUAAAAGAGAGAAUUGCUCAGUACCAGUGAUGAAAAAUGACCUGGCAGAAUGUGAAACAUUGCUGCAUGCAAUAACUCAAGUACAGGACUUACUUGAAAACCGCCUUCAUAUACGUACACCUGAUGCAAAUACUGUUGAAACUCCUGAAGUGAAAUGUGAGAAGGUAUUAGAAGUUCAGAGUAUAAGCUCAGAAGAUGAAUUUGAAGCAAAAGAAGAAAUGUUGAAUACCAACAGUAGUUUUACUAGUACAAUACAGGUAGAAGACGCUUCAAAAAGUGCAGAAAUUACGGAAAACAAGUUUGUUGAACCUCAAGAGAAAGAAAUGGAAAAGCCAAAGAAGACAUUCAAGAAAAACAUCCAGAAACCCAGAAAACAGAGGUUUGGUUACCAAGGUAAUUUUGCAAUUGGACAUUUACUACAGCAAGAGAGAGAUCAGGAAUUAGAGUCAGAUAUUUCAAAUGAUAGGCCAGGUCAAGCAGUCACAAUUAUUCAAGGCAAGGUUGAGACGAUUAAAGAUGUAUCAAUCACUACUAGGUUACAGAAUAUUCCUGAUGAGGUUGUUUCUGAGAAUUUUGAAAGACCACCAGACCAUUUUUUAGGCAAUAUAAAUACAAGUGAUCAAAAAUCACCUCCAAAACAGAAUCUUGCAGGACUUGUUAAUGCGCCUGUAACUUCAUUGAGAAAUAAAGAAACACCAAGUAGUACAUUUUCUUUAAGGAAAGAGCCAGACAAAGUGGGUGAAGGCUUUAUGAGAGAAAAUAUUGUUGGUAUUAAUAUAGAAAGAAAUUUAGAGACUCACUCAGAUUCUGUGUCCUCUACAACAGAUUCCGAGUCAACUGACAGAGAAAUUGAUGCCAUACCUGAUGUGUACAGAAGAAUUAGAAAAUCUCCUGACAGUAGAUCUAGGGGAGCAGAUAGAGCUAGAAGUUCUAGAGAUCAUGCCAGGAGUGAUAGCAGGUCAGAGGAUAGUGGAGUUUACAGUAGACCUUCGUACCAGGAACAGUGGAAAAGAUGGUACAAACAGUACGAAGACUGGCAUAAACAAAAUAUGAACAUGUGCGGCUACCCAGGGGCGUUCGGAAACUCUGAACAUGAUUUGGCUGGCAAGAUGGGCGGUCAAGGUUACAGUUUUUCAGGCUGGCAGGAUCAGUCACAAUCUUUGUAUUAUCCCUACCAGAAUUAUCAUCCAAGUUAUCACCAGAAUUAUCAUCCAAGUUAUCACCAGAAUUAUCCAUAUGACUAUAGUAUGUAUCCCAGACACAAUCAUCUGUAUCAAAACCAAAAUAGUCUAACAUUAAAUGAACAAAUGACAGAUGCUUUUCAGUUCCAAGAAGAAUAUAUAAAAGAGAUGUCAAAGUGUAGAAAGAAGUAGUUUUGUUACAGCACUGAAGAAAGUGUGAAAAAGAAACAGUAAUUAGUGGAAGAUCUAUGUUUUGGCUUAAAUAUGAUAAUUAUGCCACUCACUGCUGUGGAUUUCAACCACAACAGGAAUUCUUUCAAGCUAUUCAGCUACCUUACCGAACAUCGAUGCUUCUUCUUAGGUGCUCGUUUGUGCCUUUAAUAAUGCACCGAAGGGCAUCUGAGAUCUUUCUCCACCAGUAGAGCUGGAAAGUUGCCAUGUGACCUUUACUGUUGGUGCGAUGUAAAAUCCAACAAACAAAAAAUAUAGUUAUGUAUUAACUAAGUUAUGUCUUAAUUAUGCAUUUUUUUUAUUUUUUUUUAAAUAUUCAGAUCAUUUGAAAUGAUAGAAACUUAUUAGAAUCUUUGGUCAUGAUCAAUGUUCAUUUGUGACUUUAUUUACAUUUGACUAUUUAUUUUACAAGUGAGAAAUAAAAGCUAAAAAUACUUUAA